GGAGCGUCUCCGUGCGUCUAGUCUCUCUGUUCGGGUGCACGCGGAUUGACCACUCCUUUGGGCUUUUUUCCUGGAUUUUAGGAGGAAAGCUAAACCACAAACAUGACUGACGCGCAACAAGAGGCCCGCUCCUACCUGAGCGAGGAGAUGUUGGCUGAGUUCAAAGCCGCCUUCGACAUGUUUGACACCGACGGUGGCGGUGACAUCAGCACCAAGGAGCUGGGCACCGUGAUGAGGAUGUUGGGUCAGAACCCGACCCGAGAGGAGCUGGAUGAGAUCAUCGAGGAGGUCGACGAGGACGGCAGCGGCACCAUUGACUUCGAGGAGUUCUUGGUGAUGAUGGUGAGGCUGCUCAAGGAGGACCAGGCCGGAAAGAGCGAGGAAGAGUUGGCCGAGUGCUUCCGCGUCUUCGACAAGAACGCUGACGGUUACAUCGACAGAGAGGAGUUUGCUCUGAUCAUCCGCAGCACCGGAGAGAGCAUCACAGAAGACGAGAUCGACGAGCUGAUGAAGGACGGAGACAAAAACUCAGACGGCAUGCUCGACUUUGACGAAUUCCUCAAGAUGAUGGAGAAUGUGCAAUAAACGCCGACGUCUCUUGGACAUUCCUCCUUCUGUCCCUCCGCCCCGUCCGUCCGUCCAUCCUCUCAUCCUCUCAUCCUCU
Messenger RNA from Boleophthalmus pectinirostris (great blue-spotted mudskipper), 664 nucleotides. It is a transcript of the gene tnnc2.2, whose product is annotated as troponin C2, fast skeletal type, tandem duplicate 2. The transcript has 6 exons. Bases 103 to 585 code for a protein of 160 amino acids. The record is from RefSeq and is a predicted model, not a curated record. NCBI's taxonomy places the organism in Eukaryota, Metazoa, Chordata, Actinopteri, Gobiiformes, Gobiidae. Gene Ontology annotation, cellular component: myosin II complex. Gene Ontology annotation, molecular function: calcium ion binding.